Messenger RNA from Balaenoptera ricei (Rice's whale), 3589 nucleotides. RefSeq names its product RAB35, member RAS oncogene family (gene RAB35). Gene Ontology annotation, molecular function: GTPase activity; GTP binding. Gene Ontology annotation, cellular component: endosome membrane; plasma membrane. Bases 148 to 753 code for a protein of 201 amino acids. Gene Ontology annotation, biological process: endocytic recycling; Rab protein signal transduction. The transcript has 7 exons. The record is from RefSeq and is a predicted model, not a curated record. Lineage: Eukaryota; Metazoa; Chordata; Mammalia; Artiodactyla; Balaenopteridae.
GAGGGGGGAGCGGAGGGAGGUGUUUCUGUCAGUUCCGGCUGUUUGUUCGGGAAGUGGAUCCGCCGCUGCCGGAGCAGCCCGGAGGGAGCUGCGGAUCGCGAGGCCAGCACCGACCACGCCUGCUAGCGCUCGCCUCCCCCGCCCGCCAUGGCCCGGGACUACGACCACCUCUUCAAGCUGCUCAUCAUCGGCGACAGCGGUGUCGGCAAGAGCAGUUUACUGUUACGUUUUGCAGACAACACUUUCUCAGGCAGUUACAUCACCACGAUCGGAGUGGAUUUUAAGAUUCGGACUGUGGAGAUCAACGGGGAGAAAGUGAAGCUGCAGAUCUGGGACACAGCCGGGCAGGAGCGCUUCCGCACCAUCACCUCCACGUAUUAUCGGGGGACCCACGGGGUCAUCGUGGUCUAUGACGUCACCAGCGCUGAAUCCUUUGUCAACGUCAAGCGGUGGCUUCACGAAAUCAACCAGAACUGUGAUGACGUGUGCCGGAUACUAGUGGGGAAUAAGAAUGACGACCCUGAGCGGAAGGUGGUGGAGACAGAAGACGCCUACAAAUUCGCCGGGCAGAUGGGGAUCCAGUUGUUUGAGACCAGCGCCAAGGAGAAUGUCAACGUGGAAGAGAUGUUCAACUGCAUCACAGAGCUGGUCCUCCGAGCAAAGAAAGACAACUUAGCGAAACAGCAGCAGCAACAACAGAACGAUGUGGUGAAGCUCACGAAGAACAGUAAACGAAAGAAACGCUGCUGCUAAUGCCCCCAGCCCACUGCAGAGACUGCCCUGCGGCCGCUCCCCCCGCCCCAGGCCAGGGGGCUCCUCUCCUCGGGGGACACUGUUUCGUGCCGUUAUUUAAAGAAUUCUCUCCACGUUUUUGUACCGGGAGGCGCCAUCGGCACUUCCUCCCCUCCCCCCUUGAGUGCCAAGAAGGUGUUGGACAGCCUGCCCUUCCCUUCUGGCGCCCCUGCCCCCCCCGGCCAAGGCGCCUGGGCCCGGCGAGGACGCUGCCAGCCGAGCGGACUGAUUAACCGGAGUUUGUACAUAAUGUAUAUUGCUUUAACCAGCGCAUCACCCUUGUCCUGCUCUGGCUCUUGCCUCCCUAAUGCCAGCCUGCUGCGACGCCCCCUCCCCACCCGACCCCAACUUACUGCCAGCAGCUUCCUGAGGGGACAGGAUUACGUUCUAGACAUACCUUUUGCCAACCUGGGCUGGUGAAGUGGGCUCCACAUGACUCGUUCUCUCUUGCAGGCUGUCGGUGUCUGUCCCUGGCAUGUAGGGGCUCACCCCUGUCCAGGGCCUCUGCCGGCCCAGCUCCCUCCUCUCCCCAUCCCGUCCUGUAACCAUUCUGGCAGCUGGGGAAACCUGGCCUUGAAGUGGGCCUGGGGUUCCCAUCAGAGGCCUGGCCCUUCAUUUCCACAGAAGGAGUCACUCCUGCCCUUUGGCCAACGGAUUUCUUGUCCUGCGUUCCAGAUGCCUCUGAGCUACAAACCCAGGGGAGCCGUGGCUUCUAAUUUAUAUACCAACCUGUUUUGGUUCCAACAGAAAGGUAGGGGUGUGUUUGUGCAGGGAUGGGCUUGCAGGGGGACUAAGGAGCAUCAUUUUAACAGAUAAAGAAAAAUGAAGCCAAAUCAAAUGAAUUAAGUUCCUCAUACUCUUUUUCUCUUACUGAGGUUUGGUUGGCACAGCAGCAAAAGUUGUGGCUGCCCCACUUUGGGUCCAGUGUUUUCAGAAAAAGUGAAUGGCUUCCUGUCGUCGUGGAGCUGGGCUCUUGGCUGAGCGGCUCUGCCUUCCCGGUGGUUUGUUGGUGGGAAAGGAGGGGCCUCCCACCCUGGUCUCUGUCGGUCCAGGGCCUCCCGCUGAGUCCUGGGUCUCCGAUGCAGCCCCAGGCACCUUUGAGUGUGGGGAGUGGGUGCCAGGGGCCGCUGGGCUGUGGGGACGAUGUCUCUGAGCUGCACGCAGGCAGCCCUGGAUCACUGACAGGACUGUUUUAGUACAAAGGUAGCAUGAGGAUUUCUUAGUGAGUGGGAAGGAAUGGCCGCUGGGGCUGGGAGCUGGCUCUGACCCACCGUGGUGCCCUGGAGGAGGAACCAGGGUCGUCUGCGCUUGAUGACUGUCACCCCCACCCCCUUGAGACGCUUCAUUCACCUUUCCCCUAAAAGGAUCACGUAACCUGGGAAUAAUUUAUUUCAACACCAUGAUGUGUUUUACUAGAUUUCCUUUCCUAGGUGAUUUCCAGGCCAAGCCCUGAUUGGACAAUCACAUCACAGAUCUCACUGCAGAUCUUCCAUGUCACUGUUGAUGGGGUUUCAAUCAAUAAAAACUGGGGGUUUCUUCUUCUUCUCCACUUCCCCAAACUGCCAAAAGCCCAUAGUUCUGCGUGACAGGCCUUCACUUUGGAGCCACAGGAUGAAGUGGGAGCGCUGGGCCUGGUAAGGCGGUGCUGUGGGGUGACAGCAGGUAGCCCUGUCUGGUUGGGGUGCUGGGAGCCACAGCGUGGUCUCUAUCCUCAGGACCGUCCUGGCGACCACAGGUCCCGUGGAGGGUGUGGAGAGCUCAGGCCUCCUGGGUGGGCCACAGCUCGGCUCUGAGGUGACACUGGUGUGGCAGUGCUUGCAAAUUCAAGCAGUAAGAGGAGGGGGUCCUGGAAGUUUCCAGCCCAGGCUAGAAGCCACCGUGGCUUCUGGCAACUGGACAUCCAGACCCAGGUGGUGGGGUGAUUUGGUGAUGACAGCGUGCCUGUCCCGCUGAAUGUCACACGCAUGAAUGGGGGGGUGGGGGAGGGGGAAUUCAGGGCUGGACCGGUGUCCUGGUGGACCUGAUGUGAAAUUCCUGUUGAACAACAAAACUUUUAAAUGGUUUGCUAGGAUUAUUUCUGUAUUGAAAGUUUCUAAUUAUGCUUUUUAAAAAAAUACUAAAAAUAAAGGUUCAAGCUGCCAGAUUUUCUUCCAGGGUCUGUUUCCUCUCCUCCAGCUGUGCUCUGGGUGGGCUGGCUGCUUCCCACCCAUUGUGUCCAGCUCUUGUUUGUUCUGGUCUGAGUCCUGCACAGGUGCCCAUCAAGGCUCAGGGAUGCUUUCAGAAGCCAAGUUUGUUUUCUCCACGAAAGAAGGAUACAGCGGAAGCUUUGCCUACAGUGAUUUCUUUCUGCCUCAGAGUUUCUGCCAAGCUGUUGGACCUGCUCACGGCUUGGUAAGCGGUGCUGGCAGGGUCUGCCUGUAGCUGGGCAGCUGCGGCGCUGGCAGGGAGCCCGGGGCCAGGGUGGGCGUAGACACGGUGCCUGGGGUCACUGCUCACAAAACAGCCGUCACUGAUGGGCUGCCUCCACUCUCCAGGGGAGGUGCCUUUUCCUGGCUGAAACCACUGAUUUUGCACCAACGCAUGAGGUGACCUCCCAGGUGCGUGGGUGACUCACUAUCUAUCACUGCCUUUUCACAGCCAGCCAGCCAGCCAGCGGUUCGAAAACGUAAAGCUGCAUUCUGCCCAAACACCCACUCUGGGUACCCAGUGACUGAGGCGGGAAGCUCUGUAGAAAUUCAUUUUAUUCUUAGACUAUUUUCAAAAGAAGCAGUGGUGCGCUGUUUUUCUAAAAAUAUGC